AGAACUCUACAAUUCUUCUAUAUACUUUCUCAACUCUUGUCUCCAAGAUUGCAUGAGAGAAAAAAAAAAAGUGAUUGAAAUCAAUCUCUUGUGACGUAAUGGCGAUUGAAACAGAGGACAUCAAGUACGAAGAGAGUUUCAUAAAGAACACUCGAGGAUUUAAGUUGUUCACAUGCAGAUGGCUACCAACAAACAGAGAGCCAAGGGCUUUAGUUUUCCUUUGCCAUGGAUAUGGCAUGGAAUGCAGUAUCACCAUGAAUAGUACUGCUAGAAGGCUUGUGAAGGCAGGAUUUGCGGUAUAUGGAAUGGAUUAUGAAGGACAUGGAAAAUCUGAUGGGCUUAGCGCUUAUAUCUCAAACUUUGAUCGUCUUGUUGAUGAUGUCUCAACUCACUACACAGCUAUUUGCGGUAACGUUGACUUUGUGAUGGUAAAAGUCAACUUAUUGAUUGAUAUUUUUGUGUGACAAAAAAACGUUGUAAUGGAAAAAACUAUAUAAUUGGUGAAUCCAUAUGAAUUUUCUUGGUCGAACGUGCGAUGAUGCAAGCAGCUGAUAAUGAAUAUCUUGAAAGUUGUUUUUCUAUUUGACAUAUACUUAAUUAUCUCUUGGAAUGCAAAAUUGAAAUAGAGAGGGAAGAAAACAAGUGGAAGAUGAGGUUUAUGUUAGGAGAGUCAAUGGGAGGAGCAGUUGUUUUGUUGCUAGGCAGGAAGAACCCUGACUUUUGGGAUGGAGCUAUCUUGGUCGCUCCAAUGUGUAAGAUCGCAGAAGAAAUGAAGCCAAGUCCUUUUGUUAUUUCGAUAUUAACAAAGCUUAUUUCGAUUAUACCCAAAUGGAAAAUCAUUCCUAGUCAAGAUAUCAUCGAGAUUUCAUAUAAAGAGCCAGAAAUUAGAAAACAGGUUAGAGAAAAUCCUUUAUGCUCGAAAGGACGACCACGCUUGAAAACUGCGUAUGAGCUCUUAAGGAUCAGCAACGACUUGGAGAAGAGACUUCAAGAGGUUUCAUUGCCGUUUUUGGUAUUACACGGAGAUGAUGAUAAAGUAACAGAUAAAGCAGUGAGCCAAGAACUGUACAAGGUUGCGUUGAGCGCUGACAAGACCUUAAAGUUGUACCCUGGGAUGUGGCACGGUUUGCUCACCGGCGAGACACCAGAGAACAUCGAAAUUGUCUUUGCCGACGUCAUCAGUUGGUUGGAAAAAAGAAGUGAUUAUGGAAAUGAUAGGUUUGAGUCAGAGCUUAAACAGCGUAAUGAU
Molecule: messenger RNA, 1249 nt
Organism: Arabidopsis thaliana (thale cress)
Lineage: Eukaryota; Viridiplantae; Streptophyta; Magnoliopsida; Brassicales; Brassicaceae
Product: alpha/beta-Hydrolases superfamily protein
Exons: 7
Coding region: 99-464 (121 amino acids)
Source: RefSeq, marked reviewed